Penaeus monodon (black tiger shrimp) is the source of this 1295-nucleotide messenger RNA. Its product is annotated as D-3-phosphoglycerate dehydrogenase-like. Lineage: Eukaryota; Metazoa; Arthropoda; Malacostraca; Decapoda; Penaeidae. Gene Ontology annotation, molecular function: phosphoglycerate dehydrogenase activity; NAD binding. The record is from RefSeq and is a predicted model, not a curated record.
CAGUAGGAGGGCAGAACACAGUUCAUAGAUUCCUGCCACACAGCAGAAUAGGAGAGCUGGGGAGUCACACCUGCGUCCUAGCCUAGCGAGUCCUAGCAGGCAACGAGGCUAUAAAUACAGGAUCUCCUCAACCCAGCCUCCACUCGCCCACUUCUUAGUCUGGUCUACGUGUCUCCUCCACGACGACAGGACUACGCUAAGGGGCCCCUAGAAGGUGGAGAUACUCGGAUUUUAAAAGCAGGAUGACUGCAAAGAUAGAAAAGGUCCUGUUGCUCGAUGGGGUGGAUCCUGUGUGUGGAGAGAUCCUGCAAAACGCUGGCAUCAAAGUCACUGUCCAUGCCAAACUAUCGAAAGAACAGCUAUUAGAAGAAUUGAAGAGCCAUGACGGGGUGGUGGUACGCUCAGCCACUAAGGUGACGAGCGAGGUCCUAGCCGCGACGCCCAGGCUCAAGAUCGUGGGCCGGGCAGGGACGGGCGUCGACAACAUCGACGUGGAGGCCGCCACGCGAAGGGGCGUCAUUGUGAUGAACACGCCGGGCGGCAACACCCUCUCUGCGGCAGAGCACACGUGCGCCAUGGUGUGCUCUCUGUCGCGCUCCGUGCCCCAGGCGUGCGCUGCUCUCAAGGCCGGGAAAAUGGGACAGAAAGUCGUACAUGGGCUCCCAACUCUAAACGGGAAAACCCUCGCCAUUGUCGGCCUCGGGAGGAUCGGCAGAGAGGUUGCCAAACGCUGCAGUCCCUUUGGCAUGCCCCUCGGCUAGAACCCAUGUCCCCCCCCCGUGACCCCCGAGGGGCUGGGGUCCAUGCGUGGAGGGGCGUGGCCGAGGGCGGACUACAUCACGGUGCACACGCCGCUCCUGCCUCACACGCGCAACCUCAUCGGAUCCGAGGUCUUGAGCAAGUGCAAGCGAGGCGUCCGCGUCGUCAACGUGGCCCGGGGGCAUCGUGAGGGCGGCGUUCUGGUGGGCCCCGGAGGGGGCCGGGGCGGGGGGCAGCCUUGGCUUUUCGGAGGGGCCCCCGAGGACCUCACCCCCUGCCAGCACCCGAAGGUACGGCGUCGACCCCACCUCGGGCCAACCCCAAAAAAGGGGGCACGGCGCGUAGCCUGCGAGAUCGCCCAGCAGAUGGUGGACAUGGUACAAGGAAAGCCCUUGGUGGGAGUCAUCAACGCCCCUGCACUUACCAAUGCCACCAGCGAAGCCUGUAGGCCGUGGAUCGAGCUGGCCAAUCGCUGGGCUGCCCCGCCAAACCCGUCACUCAUUGCCAGUGGUAUGAAGUGGGCCCUGAGUCCCUAA